This is a messenger RNA of Sphaerodactylus townsendi, 1174 nucleotides long. It is a transcript of the gene GJD3, whose product is annotated as gap junction protein delta 3. Gene Ontology annotation, cellular component: connexin complex. The transcript is spliced from 2 exons. Lineage: Eukaryota; Metazoa; Chordata; Lepidosauria; Squamata; Sphaerodactylidae. The record is from RefSeq and is a predicted model, not a curated record. Gene Ontology annotation, biological process: cell communication. The coding region runs from base 259 to 1170 and encodes 303 amino acids.
GAUGCCCAUAGAACUGGGGCUGCUGCUGUAAGAGCAGAGGGGAGAGAGGGCAGCAGGGCAUGGGUCCGGCUUCCGCUGGACACCAGAGAAGACAUGCUUGGGAUCCAUCCGAGUUGCGUAGCAAAAGGGAUGAUAAUUUUUUGAAAAAUGGAUUUCUGCCUGUCCAUCAUUAAGUUUUGGAGAUCCGGUCAAAUCUCUUCUUGGAAGAGAAGAGUUGGAGAGAAGAGCCACUAGGGCCUACCUCAGGCAACGGCAGCCAUGGGAGAGUGGGGGUUCUUGAGCUCUCUUCUGGAUGCGGUCCAGGAACAUUCGCCGAUGGUCGGACGCUUCUGGCUGGUGGUGAUGCUCAUCUUCCGCAUCCUGAUCCUGGCCACCGUGGGCAGCGACGUCUUUGAUGAUGAGCAGGAAGAAUUCGACUGCAAUACGCGGCAGGUGGGGUGCAAGCAGAUUUGCUAUGACCUGGCUUUCCCCAUCUCCCACUACCGCUUCUGGGUCUUCCACAUUGUGGUUCUCUCCGCCCCAGCCGUCCUCUUCGUUAUCUAUUCCAUGCACCAAACCACAAAGAUCAACCAGAGUCAGGAAGACGUUGAGGAGGAGGGAAGUAACAAGGCCGGGCCGAAGAGCCGAUCACACUUCACGCUCCAACCCAGUCAACGCACCCGCAACAUCCAGAUCUUUUACAUUGUCAACGUUGUGGUAAGGAUCAUGGCCGAGAUCGGUUUCCUUAUAGGGCAGUGGAUGCUGUACGGCUUCCGUGUGGGAUAUCAGUACAUCUGUAAACACCCUAUGUGCCCUCACCUGAUCGACUGCUUUGUCUCUCGCCCCACCGAGAAGACCAUCUUCAUCCAGUUCUACUUCAUGGUGGGGCUGGUUUCAGCGUUGCUCAGCCUGGUGGAGCUGGCACAUCUCUUGUUGAAAGACCGAUGCAGGCGUCGCCGUACCAUCGCCCCUCCUGCUCCUGCCUCUUACGAACAGCAGGACAAUUGGUCCAAUCAGAAACACGAGAAAUCUCAGCACUUUCUUGGCACCACUGGUGAUGGGACCAACAGAGCACCAGCUCCUGAUGGGCUUGUGAACUGUUAUGAGCCCCCAGCCCACUUACAUCACAAAAACUCCACUAAGAGCAGCAGGUCGUCUCGCUGUUCUGCCAGAGCCGACUUGACAGUGUAAGAAA